Messenger RNA from Artibeus jamaicensis (Jamaican fruit-eating bat), 2617 nucleotides. Its product is annotated as histone-lysine N-methyltransferase PRDM9-like. Gene Ontology annotation, biological process: positive regulation of reciprocal meiotic recombination; regulation of DNA-templated transcription. Gene Ontology annotation, molecular function: recombination hotspot binding; zinc ion binding; protein binding. NCBI's taxonomy places the organism in Eukaryota, Metazoa, Chordata, Mammalia, Chiroptera, Phyllostomidae. The transcript has 10 exons. The record is from RefSeq and is a predicted model, not a curated record. Gene Ontology annotation, cellular component: nucleus. Bases 185 to 2617 code for a protein of 810 amino acids.
CCGGGAGACUGACCGGCAGGCCACCGAGCUCCAGGAGGAGGACCCUGAGGACCUGGAUGAAAAAUGGGCUCCAAGGCAGCAAGUGAAAUCUUCUUGGGUGGCCUUCAGAAGGGAACAGACUAAACACCAGAAUGUGAGUAUUUCCCAGAUUCUGUUGACAAGAAAAUUUUCCUCAUGGAUAAAAAUGCAGGCAACAUCCGGGGUGCCAUUAAGCAAUGAAUAUAGUUUGAAGGAAUUGUCAGGAACAGCGAAUUUGAUGACUGCAAGUGACUCAGAGCAGGCCCAGAAACCAGUGUCCCCUCCUGGAGAAACACGUGCCUUUGGAAAGCACACUAGACAAAAAUCGGAACUCAGGAGAAAGGAGAUGGACGUAGAGAUGUACAGCCUACAAGAAAGAAAGGACUGUGUGUACCAAGAGGUCACUGAGCCCCAGGAUGAUGACUACCUUUAUUGUGAGAAGUGUCAGAACUUCUUCAUCGACAGCUGUGCUGUGCAUGGGCCCCCUACAUUUGUAAAGGACAGUGCAGUGGACAAGGGGCAUCCCCACCACUCAGCCCUCACCCUGCCCUCUGGGUUGCGAAUCGGGCCAUCGGGCAUCCCUGAGGCUGGGCUUGGAGUGUGGAAUGAGGCAGCUGAUUUGCCAGUGGGUCUGCACUUUGGCCCUUAUGCAGGACACAUCACAGAAGAUGAAGAGGCAGCCAAGAGCAGAUACUCCUGGCUGAUCACCAAAGGGAGAAACUGCUACGAGUAUGUGGAUGGAAAGGACAGAUCCUGGGCCAACUGGAUGAGGUUUGUGAACUGUGCCCGGGAUGAUGAAGAGCAGAACCUGGUGGCCUUUCAGUACCACGGGCAGAUUUUCUACCGAACCUGCCGGGUCAUUAGGCCGGGCUGUGAGCUGCUGGUCUGGUGUGGGGACGAGUAUGGCCAGGAGCUGGGCAGCAAGUGGGGCAGCAAGUGGAAGAGAGAGCUCAUGGCAGGAAGAGAAAAUAAACACCAGUGGGGGAUUCUUCAUCUCCAAGUAAGAGAGCGUGGUGGAUUGGCCAGAGAGAAACAAGAGUCAGCAGAACCAAAGCCAGAGGUGCACCCAUGUCCCUCCUGCUCUCUGGCCUUCUCCAGUCAGAAAUUCCUCAGCCGACAUGUGAAACUCAAUCAUCCCUCUGAGAUUCUCCAAGGAAGAUCUUCAAGAAAACAGCUCCAAGCAGAGGAACCCAGUCCAGAGGAUCAGAAUCAGCAGCAGCAACAUACUAGUAUGCACAGCUGGAAUGAUAAAGCUGAAGGUCAAGAGGUCAAAGAAAGGUCCAAACAUUUGCUUACAAAGAUCAGUCAAAGGAGAAUCUCAAAACCCUUUUUCCAACCAUCCAAAGAACAAAUGAGCUCUAGUGAGCACGAGAGACUGAUGGAAGAAGAGCCCCGGAGAGGCCAGAAAGAGAAUCCAGAGGACACAGGCAAGUUCUUUGUGAAAGGAGGAAUGUCAAAGAUUGUAACAAUCGAGCAUGGAGGGUGUUGGCAGGGCAUUGAUGAUGGAUCACAUCUCAUCACACAUCAGGUGACACAGUCUGGGGAGAAGCCCUAUGUUUGCAGGGAGUGCGGGAGAGGCUUUGCAUACAAGUCAUAUCUCACCAGACACCAGAGGACACACUCUGGGGAGAAGCCCUAUGUUUGCAGGGAGUGCAGGCGAGGCUUUACACGGAAGUCACAUCUCAUCUCACACCAGAGGACACACUCUGGGGAGAAGCCCUAUGUUUGCAGGGAGUGCAGCAGAGGCUUUACAUGCAAGAGAAGUCUCAUCACACACCAGAGGACACACUCUGGGGAGAAGCCCUAUGUUUGCAGGGAGUGUGGGCGAGGCUUUGCAUGCAAGUCAGUUCUCAUCAAACACCGGAGGACACACUCUGGGGAGAAGCCCUAUGUUUGCAGGGAGUGCGGGCGAGGCUUUACAUGCAAGAGAGAUCUCAUCACACACCAGAGGACACACUCUGGGGAGAAGCCCUAUAUUUGCAAGGAGUGUGGACGAGGCUUUACAUGCAAGUCACAUCUCAUCACACACCAGAGGACACACUCUGGAGAGAAGCCCUAUGUUUGCAGGGAGUGCGGGCGAGGCUUUACAUGCCAGUCAAAUCUCAUCACACACCAGAGGACACACUCUGGGGAGAAACCCUAUGUUUGCAGGGAGUGCGGGCAAGGCUUUACACGCAAGAGAAGUCUCAUCACACACCGGAGGACACUCUCUGGGGAGAAGCCCUAUGUUUGCAGGGAGUGCGGGCGAGGCUUUACAUGCAAGAGAAAUCUCAUCACACAUCAGGUGACACACUCUGGAGAGAAGCCCUAUGUUUGCAGGGAGUGCGGGCGAGGCUUUACAUGCAAGAGAAAUCUCAUCAGACACCAGAGGACACACUCUGGGGAGAAGCCCUAUGUUUGCAGGGAGUGCAGGCGAGGCUUUACACGGAAGUCACGUCUCAUCACACACCAGAGGACACACUCUGGGGAGAAGCCCUAUGUUUGCAGGGAGUGCAGGAGAGGCUUUACAUGCAAGACAAGUCUCAUCAUACACCAGAGGACACACUCUGGGGAGAAGCCCUAUGUUUGCAGGGAGUGUGGGCGAGGCUUUCAGAUCUAA